Messenger RNA from Eucalyptus grandis, 2778 nucleotides. RefSeq names its product putative beta-D-xylosidase. Gene Ontology annotation, molecular function: alpha-L-arabinofuranosidase activity; xylan 1,4-beta-xylosidase activity. The coding region runs from base 94 to 2460 and encodes 788 amino acids. Gene Ontology annotation, cellular component: plant-type cell wall. The transcript has 6 exons. Gene Ontology annotation, biological process: arabinan catabolic process; xylan catabolic process. The record is from RefSeq and is a predicted model, not a curated record. NCBI's taxonomy places the organism in Eukaryota, Viridiplantae, Streptophyta, Magnoliopsida, Myrtales, Myrtaceae.
CGAUAAUCCCGUAAUAAUACCACGGGAGGACGACAGCGUUCUAUCUUAAUACCAUUAUCGUUCCUUUUGCCCAAAAGAAAAGAAAGAAAAAGAAUGGUCCGACGUAAGCUGCUCACCACCACCACCAAGCUCUCACUCCCACACACCCCCGCGGCCGCCAAAGCCAAUGCCAAGGCCGCGCUCUCGCUCCUCCUCCUCCUCCUCCUCCUCGCCCCCACCUCGUGGGCGGCUCGCGUCCCGUUCGCAUGCGACCCGCGGAGCGGCCUCACCAGGGGCCUGAGGUUCUGCCGGGUGGCCCUCCCGAUCCACGUCCGGGUCCGGGACCUCAUCGGGCAGCUGACGCUGCAGGAGAAGAUCCGGCUGCUCGUCAACAACGCGGCCGCCGUGCCGAGGCUGGGCAUCCAGGGGUACGAGUGGUGGUCCGAGGCGCUCCACGGGGUCUCCAACGUCGGGCCGGGGACCAGGUUCGGUGGGGCCUUCCCCGGGGCCACCAGCUUCCCUCAGGUCAUCACGACCGCCGCGUCGUUCAACUCCUCGCUCUGGGAGGAGAUCGGACGGGUCGUGUCGGAUGAAGCGAGGGCCAUGUACAACGGUGGGAUGGCGGGGCUGACGUACUGGAGCCCGAACGUGAACGUGUUCCGAGACCCGAGGUGGGGGCGGGGCCAGGAGACGCCGGGCGAGGACCCCGUGAUGGCCGGGAAGUACGCAGCAAGCUACGUCCGGGGGCUCCAGGGCAACGUCGGCAAUCGGCUGAAGGUCGCGGCGAGCUGCAAGCAUUACACCGCCUAUGACCUCGACAACUGGAAUGGUGUGGACCGAUACCAUUUCAAUGCCCGGGUGAGCAAGCAAGAUUUGGAGGACACAUACAACGUGCCAUUCAAGGCCUGCGUGGUGGACGGGAAAGUGGCGAGCGUGAUGUGCUCGUACAACCAGGUCAACGGCGUCCCGACCUGCGCCGAUCCGAACCUCCUCAAGAACACCAUCCGUGGCCAGUGGCAUCUCAACGGGUACAUCGUCUCGGACUGCGACUCGGUCGGGGUGCUGUACGAGAACCAACACUACACCACCACGCCGGAAGAUGCGGCUGCAGACACCAUCAGGGCAGGGUUGGACCUGGACUGCGGGCCGUUCCUGGCGGUCCACACGGAGGCGGCCAUCAGGGGAGGGAAGAUGGCCGAGGCCGAGGUGGACCUGGCCCUCGCGAACACGAUCACAGUGCAGAUGAGGCUGGGCAUGUUCGAUGGCGAGCCGUCGGCGCAGCCCUACGGGAACCUCGGGCCGCGGGACGUGUGCACUCCGGCCCACCAGCAGCUGGCCCUGGAGGCCGCGCGCCAGGGCAUCGUGUUGCUCAAGAACCAGGGACAGGCUCUGCCGCUCUCUGCUAGGCGCCACCGCCUCGUUGCGGUCAUCGGGCCGAACUCCGACGUUACCGUGACGAUGAUUGGGAAUUACGCAGGCGUCGCGUGCGGCUACACCAGUCCCUUUCAAGGAAUCGGGAGGUACAGCAGGACGGUCCACCAACCAGGAUGCGUCGGCGUCGCGUGCACCUCGAACCAGCUCUUUGGGAGGGCUGAGGUUGCGGCUCGGCAUGCCGACGCCACCGUCCUAGUCAUGGGGCUAGACCAAUCGAUCGAAGCGGAGUUCAGAGACAGAACUGGGCUGCUCUUGCCGGGACAUCAGCAGGAGCUCGUGUCGAGGGUGGCCAUGGCCUCCAGAGGCCCGACCAUCUUGGUCCUGAUGAGCGGCGGGCCGAUCGACGUGUCCUUCGCGAAGAACGACCCACGGGUCGCCGCCAUAGUGUGGGCUGGGUAUCCGGGUCAAGCCGGCGGGCAGGCCAUAGCCGAUGUCCUGUUCGGAACUGUCAAUCCGGGAGGAAAGCUUCCUGUGACUUGGUACCCGCAGGAAUAUGUUGCCAAGGUUCCUAUGACGAACAUGAACAUGAGGGCGAACCCGGCGAAGGGCUAUCCCGGGCGGACCUACCGCUUCUACAAAGGCCCCGUCGUGUAUCCCUUCGGCUACGGCAUGAGCUACACCAGUUACCGACACUCGCUAGUCAAGGCUCCGACCCAAGUCUCGGUGCCGGUGGCGAGCCUUAGUGCCGCCUACCGAAACUCGUCCCUGCUGAGUGCUGGGAUCAGAGCUGCGCAUGUGAAUUGCGAUGCGGCCUCCCUUGGGAUCCAUGUCAACAUCGAGAACACCGGCUCGAUGGACGGGACGCACACCCUGCUCGUGUUCUCCGGGCCGCCGGAGGGGAAAUGGUCCCCGGCGAGGCAGCUGAUCGGGUUCGAAAAGGUCCAUGUGUCGGCCGGGUCCCAGCGGCGGGUCAGGAUCGACGUCCGCGUCUGCGAGCACCUGAGCGUGGUCGACGAGUUUGGGAUCCGAAGGAUCCCGAUAGGCGAGCACAAGCUCCACGUCGGCGACCUCGAGCAUUCCAUGACCCUCCAAGCAAAUUUGGGGUGAACAAGACACAUAAACUAAGUUUGAAGAUGAAAGGUAUAGUUGUAAUUGAAAAGAAUAUUCUGAUUUGUGGCCUUGUUUUUUCUUUUUUAAUUUUAUUAAACAAAUAGUUUUUUUUUUUUUUAAGAUUACGUAUUGUAGCCGAAUCUCCACAAAACUGGAGGAAGGCUAAUUAGAGGCAAAAGAAAAUAUUAUUGUGAAGUAGCAUUACUUAUUAAGUCCAGAUCCAUUCAAGUUGCGCCUAAAGAGCAAUUUGAUUGGAUAAAAUGUAAAGUAAUUGGUCAAAUAAAGGCAGAGAAAAGAGCUUGAAGUUUGAACUUA